ACUCAACACACAUACCAACCAAGAGAAUAAGCACAAUCUAAAAGCCAUUAAUUAAUUAGCACAUCUUAAUUAUUAUUCCAAAUGGCUUCAAAAAUUGCUAUUCUCCUUUCCAUCAACAUCCUAUUUUUCACUAUGGUUACCUCAACUAAUGUUUGUCCUCCAUCACCCCCUAAAGUUCAAAAACCACCCCAACCACCUUCCACAAAACCCCCCCAACAACCUUCCCCAAAAUCCCCCCAACAACCUUCCCCAAAAUCCCCCCAACCACCUUCCCCAAAAUCCCCAACUUGUCCUAUAGACACACUUAAGUUUGGUGUGUGUGCUGAUUUAUUGGGUGUGGUUCAUAUUAUAAUUGGUAAGUCACAAUGUUGUUCACUCAUUAAUGGUCUUGCUAAUCUUGAAGCUGCUGUGUGCCUUUGCACUGCCCUUAAAGCUAAUGUGUUGGGAAUCAACCUUAAUAUUCCUAUUAACUUGAGCUUGAUACUUAACGAUUGUGGAAAGGGUGUUCCAAAGGGCUUCGUAUGCGCUUAAUUACUAAUUAGAGACACCACUUCAUUAUAUAGUGUGUGGAUUUUGUACUCUUUGCUACUUAAUUGUCAUUUUCUUAUGAAUAAUACUUUGUAAUGGUUUGAAAUUGCUAUGAAUAAUAUCAUUGUCGUGGUUUAUUAGUAUUGCUAUGAAUAAUAUUUUUGUGAUGGUUUA
Messenger RNA from Cicer arietinum (chickpea), 702 nucleotides. Its product is annotated as 14 kDa proline-rich protein DC2.15-like. The record is from RefSeq and is a predicted model, not a curated record. Lineage: Eukaryota; Viridiplantae; Streptophyta; Magnoliopsida; Fabales; Fabaceae.